AUGAUGCUGUUUCCGUUUAUCCCUUAUGAAGUGGUUGCGUUUACAGCAGAGAAGUUAGCAUUUUCAGGGUUUCGAGGUUUACUAUUAUCGGAACUAUGGGCCGUGAUUCAACGGGAAUUCAAGCAAGAACACGAGCUAAACAAUUUCCAAAAGGAUAUAAUCUGGAAGUGGUUAUUUUUUGAGUGCAGAGAUGAGCAAAACCACGAAGAUGUCAAGUUCUAUGUCACGUACGAUAAAGAUCCAAUUACCAUUGAGUCAAACUAUCAAUCAUUCCUUGCCAAACAAGACAAUCCACAGGAAUUGAGAGUCCUCCCGACGGAAGAGACUCAGUGUUAUUAUCUAACAGGUAUUUCGAAUAAUAAGAAGUUUAUUCUUACACUUGGUGCGUUUCCCUAUCAGUUGUUGCAAGAGAUUGCUAGACAUGGGGAAAAAGGUACUUGGGCCAGUGAUUUACCGCUGGCUACGGGACAAGACAAGCGCUCGAUGACUGGACGGUUGAAUAAGUUGGAAGAAGCAGGAUUAAUAGUAAAGGAACACAGAUUUUACGAAGAGAAGAGGAUACAUAGUACUUGGGCUGCGCAUUACAAGUUUAGCAAUGCCUCAAAGGCUCGCAAAGGCGAUGAUGAUGAUAACGGACUUGACCAUACGCCGGUGAAGAUGCGAAAGUUUAUCAUGAAUGCAUUGAAGGAAGCCCAUAAUAAUAUACGAACAUUUAGGGAUUUGAAAGUGGAGCUCAAAAUGAAUCGAAAUUCGCAAGCUGCAAGGCUAUUUGGAUCAGUGAUUGAAAAUCUAUGUGAUAACGGGUAUAUUGAAAGAAUUGAUGUCCAAGACCAGGCUCAUCCAGCGAGGAAAUUAUACGCAUUGAGGUUUCUUAAAGACUUGCCAAGUCUGAGCACGGAAGGCGGGUAUGACGGCUGGGAUUUAGGGUUGAAGAUGGAGGCAGAGCCCAACAGCAAAUUUAAUGAUGACGAUGAAGGCAACGAGUACGUUAUAGCAACAUUCAAUGACAUUUACCCACUUACUGCGCAGGUAUAUCAAACAAUUAAAAGUUCUGGAAGUGAAGGCAUCAUUGCUAAGCAGAUUGUAACAUCUAUUCUGGGGGAUGUAAAGCAUCGACAAAUUACAAGACUUCUAGAAAACAACACCGACUAUCUAUUCAAAGACGGAGGACUAGAGCCACUUUUAAAUUACAUCCCUGAGCACGCUAAUACGGCGAUUGUAAAACAAAGUGAGUCUGAUGGAAGACUAAAAUAUUACAGAUACUACACAAUAGACAAUUUCAAAGCCAAGUUAACAAAGGCACACAAGAAGAAACGGCCAGGACGAAAAACGCUUAACAAAUCGCUUGUUGACUUGGAAAAACAAUUUUAUGUAAAGAUGGAAAAGACACCAGCUGGACCAUUGCUUGCUAUUCCAGAUUUCAUCAAGCCGGCGGGGGAUUCACUGAAGGAGCAUGAAUCAAAGAACCUGGGGCUAACGGAGAAUACAACUGUGGUUAAGAAAGAUGGUGAACGGUCUAAGAGGCGGAAUGAUAAAGCUGCUGCUAACUCGAAUGAAACCUGCCACAAGAAGCGAAGAUUACGUCAAAGGGAAACAAGUAAGCUGGAGAGAGGUGCUUCGAUAGAAUUGUGUGAUCAAAAUGACGAUGCUAUGGAUGUCGAUGAUGAUGAAGAUGAUUACAAACCGGAAGAGGAAACUAACUCCAAACUGGAUAGGAAGGAGUCCUCUGUGGUUAAAAUUGAACCCGGCACAGAACAGGAUACCAAACCGACCGCAAUAGACUCCUCUGAUUUGGUAUUAAGACACAAUGAAAGCCAAGCUCCCACCACCGAUCUCUCCAACCGCGUAUUUACCCCUCAAAUUAAGCAGAAACAGAGAAACACUAGACUCAGGAAGGAAGAAGAGAAAUCAAAGAUAGAUGACGCCGACGUAAAGGGGGCACUUCGACGCGAGCAAUUUGUUCAAUUGAUUACCGAAUUGGGAGGAGCAACCUUUACUAGUGCAAAACUCGGUAGGAUGCUUGAUCAGAGAAUACAAGUGGAGAAGCCAACCGAUAUUAAAACAAUUGCUCGUGAUAUAAACAAACUUGUACAUAGUGGUAUAAUAGAGGUGCAAGUGGUACCAGUGCACCAAAGUGGAAGGGAGAUCAAUCGAAGAUUGAUUAUUUUGAAUGACCCCAAGCAUCGCCCAACUGAUGAAUUCAUUGAACAAAUCAAGUCCAAGAGCAAAGAGCCGAUAAAGAAUACCGCAGAGAGAGGCGAGCAGAUGCCCCGCAGGCUCGUGGAGACAGAAUAUACACUCAUAAAUACCAGGGAAGCUUUAAAGAGAAGGACUACAAGGCUAAGCUCCUUGAAGAGCAAGGAUACUUCACAAAGGAGCCGUGAACGAGCCCGGGUUAAAGUCAAGCUGGAGUUUGACAGUGUUUUGGACUUUAGUAUUGAUCAAAACUCGCCUAAAGAUUUUGCAGGGACAUUUGAGGGCCAAUUGGGUACAUUUGAAUUAGGUCUGACAGGUGUUGCAAAGAGAGGUGAAGCCAAAAAGAGUAGUCGUACUAAAGGCAAGAGAAAAGUCAAAGCCGAACACAAGCGCAAGCAGCACAAAAUCAAAACUGAAUUCGACAUCAGCGAUACGACCGCACUUUUCAGAGCUAUCAGUAUAUGUAAGGCUUUCAACAAGUCAUUCAUCAAUUAUGACUUGGUUGCGUCUUUUUUCAAAGACUGUGAUGCAAAGUCGUUGAAAAGAACGUGGGUACAUGUUAGAAAACAAGUUGGUGGGCUUGAUGCCGUCAACAAAGGGGUGGAAGAGUUUGAGCGAAUCGUAAUGAAAGGUAUCGAGGAACUUUAUAUUACAGUUCAAGAUUUAGAGACAAUUGACCUUCCGUUUUACCUUGAUUUAUGGGCCACUUUUGAUACGUCCAAAAUUGAGAUCCUUGACAAGUUCCCACUAUAUUCUACUUUGGAAGAGAAUAUGGCUAAUUAUAGCAAAAAGCACACGGUUGAAAUUCAAAGCGAUUUAUUUGACCAAAUUGAUUCAGACUCAAUGAAGCAAAAGGAGGAAGCUCUUGCAAAUGCGCCCUUUUUCUACUCUAUACCACAGCAGUUGACAUUGGAUCCAUUAGAACCGAUCAAAACUACAAUAAAAGCGGUGUACAGGCACCCCAAUAGGAAACAAGCUAAACAAGUCAAAGAAGUUUUAUCACAAUUUGACCCCGCAGAUGUCGAAGCAGCUUUCAAAGAUUUGGAAAACGAGAAGGAAAUUGUUCGUGUUGAUGAUGAUACAAAUCAAUAUAAAUUGACCGAAAAGGUAUAUUCUGGUCUUACAUCUAAACUUGGGGUUACUUUUUUCAAACAUGCCGAUUUGUUUAGGGAAAAUAUAAUUGAGGUGAUGGAAUCGCAACGAGGUUUACUUUUGUCUCAGGGUAUUGAAGAUGGUAGUGUUGCCGAGAUAUUGAACUUGGUAUCUACAAACGGAGUUUCGUUGAGUCAUAUCGACAGCGAUUACACCUUUGAAGGGUACGAAUCUAGAUCUAUGGAUAAGGAUGCCUUGAAUUGCGACUUGAUUGUGUUUAAAGGCGCCACCAAUGACCCCAUAAAUCAAAGUGUCUCAAAGGUGCGAGUGCCAGUGGGCAAGCCCUGUUCUUACGUUUGGGUCGAUAUUGAUGGUCAAAUUGAUGGCAAAUUGUGGACUCAUAUAAUUGUUUCCUUGUUGUACAUUAUCCAUUAUAGACCUGGUAUUCCAGCUACUUGGUUGUAUGAUAAGGUGCAUAAUUUGUUGAGUGUUGACGAAUUUGAAGUUGUUACAAAGUGGCUUGCUGAUUCCAGAUGCAUUGAAGUGGGUGAAUAUUCUGGAAUUCUCUCUACUCCCAAUUGGCUGUCCCUAUUCGGUUACGAUUAA
Lodderomyces margitis is the source of this 3894-nucleotide messenger RNA. RefSeq names its product transcription factor TFIIIC subunit. Gene Ontology annotation, molecular function: DNA binding. Gene Ontology annotation, cellular component: transcription factor TFIIIC complex. The transcript has a single exon. The record is from RefSeq and is a predicted model, not a curated record. Bases 1 to 3894 code for a protein of 1297 amino acids. Gene Ontology annotation, biological process: 5S class rRNA transcription by RNA polymerase III; transcription initiation at RNA polymerase III promoter. NCBI's taxonomy places the organism in Eukaryota, Fungi, Ascomycota, Pichiomycetes, Serinales, Debaryomycetaceae.